AACUGCAUGCAUCGAUAGACAUAUAUUCAUUUCAAUCCUUUCUUGUGCUCUAGGCGUGUCAUCGACAUGAGGCCGCUGAGAGAUUAUCAAGAUGGCUCUGCUCAAUACAGCUCAUUGGCUACUCGUGUUCAAGAAGCGUGGAACAAGUGGGAGAUCCAGUGCCUAGUGAUGGCGAGCUUCUCCCUGCAGGUGUUCCUCCUCCUGUCGGCACCAUUUCGCAGGCGCCACGGCUCCAGGCUGCUGAAUGGCUCGCUAUGGGUGGCGUACCUGAUGGCCGACUACGUGGCGACCUAUGUCCUAGGCCGUCUGUCAUUCCUGUUGGCCGCAGCCGGUGACACGCGGCAUCAGUUGGCGCUGUUCUGGGCGCCGUUCCUGCUGCUCCACUUGGGUGGGCAGGAGACGAUCACGGCCUUCUCCAUGGAGGACAACACGCUGUGGAUGCGGCGGCUGCUGGACCUGGCAGCCCAGGUGACGAUGUCCGUGUACGUGGUGGGCAAGCAGUGGAAAGGGGAUAGAUUGCUGGUGGCUCCCAUGGUGCUCGUGUUCGUGUUGGGAGCAGUCAAGUACGGCGAGAGAAUAUGGGCGCUCAGGUCAGCCGCCGCACGGGCACCCGGAAGUAGUUCCAUUGCUAGCCUUGCUGCUCGCACCUACAGCAAUAUUGCUAGUUUCAUUACUAGCCUUGCUGAUGUGCUGCCGGAAUCAGGGCGUGGUGUGAUGGCCCAUUAUAGAAGCAUGGUUAGUAUUAGUUCACAAGACAAGGUAAGUAUCGAGAGCAUCCUGAAGGAGGCCUCCAUGGAGUUCCAAGCAAGCUUGGACUUUUUCAUGGACGUGAGCCCUUCAAAUGUAAGCGGUUCCUACUCGAGGUACCAUAGGAUCAAGAAUGCGUUGGUGGAGAUCAAGUCUUCAAAGAAUGGAUACGGGAUGGCAUACAAGCUGGCUGAGAUGCAGGUCUCUUUGAUCUAUGACUACCUGUACACCAAAUUCGGCACAGUUCGAUUCCAAACCUUCCCAAUAUCAAAAUCAAAAUCAAAUCCAACCAUGGCGGCGGCGCUCCAAUGGCUUGUCUCUCUUGGCCUAACCUCUGUGGCUCUUGUGUUGUUCGCUAGGGCCAUGGCCGGUAACACUACUAGUAGUAAGUUCAAAUAUAGUAGACCUGAUGUUCUCAUAUCUUACAUACUGCUCGUGGGCGCCAUUGCAAUGGAGAUAUCCUCCAUCUUCAUUGCACUCACCACAUCAUGCUGGGCAGGCAUCGCUGUGGUCAAGCAUCUUCAUCUCCAUGUAGGGGAGUGGUCAGGGAAGCUGGCACAAUACAACAUGGUUGAUGCAUGCGUCCAGGAGAGGGAGAGACGACGACAGACAGCAGCUAGUGGCGCCGUAGGGAAGCUAAUCCGCUGGAUCCUGGCACCAUGCGACAGCGAGACACCACAACCACACGUCGUUGUCUCUCUUGAGGUAAAGAAGCUGCUUCUGAACAAAGUGCUUGAAAUAGCGACCGAUGUAGACAACAACCGCUGGGACUUCAGUAGGUUCCAAGGCCAGUGGGCUCUGUGGGUGGCCAACAGAGUCAACGGCGGAGACAGUGAUCCUGCUGCUCUAGGCCCAGCUCACAGGGCACUUUCGGCUAGCAAGAUCCAAGAGCUGGAUUUCGUGUCCACCGUUGUUGCUUGGCACUUGGUUACGACCAUAUGCUUGCUGCCCGGCGAUGGCCCUGGCGAGCUCACAAACCCUAGCAAGGACUUGUCCAGUUACAUCAUGUACCUUGUGGCUAAGCAUGGGAUGAUGGUUGAUAGCAAUGGACACAUCGUGAUUGCUAGAAGCCGAAUGGAGGUGCAGGCAUCUUCGCAAAUGCUUGAUUUUCUCGAUGAGCUUCACGAAGAUGGCUUCAUCCAGGAACUCCGUGAUGGUGAUAGGCAAUAUAACUCUCCGGAUAUGAUCGUACGUCAUCGGAGUAGACCUGCACUUACCACAGCUCGCAAGGUCUGUGUGGAGUUGCUCAAUAUCCCAGAAGCAAGAGAUCGAUGGGAGCUGAUUGCUGCGGUGUGGACGGAGAUUCUAUGCUACAUGGCACUUAAUUGUGGAGCUACCUUCCAUGUCAAGCAUCUCACCACUGGUGGAGAGUUCCUCACACAAGCCAAGAUGCUCCUCUUCGUUAUACGAUUGCCUUUUCUUAUGAAGAGUCCUCUGGAAGGUAUAAUAAUGCCUCCAUUUAUGUGAGUUGUUAUACAUAUAGAAACACUACUAGGAAAAGCAUUAUCGCAAGCGGCCGAAAACGGUCUUCGCGGGCGGGGCGGCCGUCCGCCUGUAAGAAAACGACUGUGAAGAUCGCCGAUCUUCGCAGGCGGGGCGGCCGUCCGCCUACGAAGAUAAUUUUCGCAGGUGGACGUUGGCUAGUCCGGUCCGCCUGCGAAAAUAUG
Messenger RNA from Oryza sativa Japonica Group (Japanese rice), 2414 nucleotides. RefSeq lists its product as uncharacterized. The record is from RefSeq and is a predicted model, not a curated record. NCBI's taxonomy places the organism in Eukaryota, Viridiplantae, Streptophyta, Magnoliopsida, Poales, Poaceae.